UUAUAUUUCGUCUGUGGCAGCCGGCGUACUGAAAUAUUGUUGUGUUUUGUGUAUGCUAAAUAAAUUUAUUUCUGCAAUUAUUAUAAAUAAUGUAAUAUAAAUAAUGUCAAACAUUUCGGAAUAUAAACAUUUUUUUCCUAUAGACAGCAUUAAAAAAGUUUGUACUAUUUUUGAGGAACAAUUGCGCAGUGAAAAAGAGCCGGACCUUGCCUUGUUUUCCAUAAUAGUUGGAGCGGUGGAAAACAACUUAACAAAUGUGAAAAACAGCGAUAAAGAUGUUAAUUUGGCGACUAAUAAGUUUGUUAAAAUGAAAUUCCCUUCUAUAGAAUGGGAGGAAGUGAAAUCUCUAUAUGAUCGUUUUGUUUCUUUGAUGAGAGCAGGUGUUGACGCAAAGUUACUUAAUGGGGAAUAUGCUACUCGUGAUUUAGUUAAGCGAGUAGCAGAUGUUGUAUGGAAUUCUUUGACUCGAAGUUAUUAUAAGGACCGGGCCCAUCUUCAAUCAGUUUACAGUUUUUUAACUGGAAACAAACUCGACUGCUUUGGUGUUGCUUUUGCAGUUACGGCGGGAUGUCAAGUUUUAAGUAAAAUGGAUGUUCAUCUCGCACUAUCAGAAGAUCAUGCUUGGGUUGUGUUUGGAAAAGAUGGCACAGAUACAGCGGAGGUUACAUGGCAUGGUAAAGGCAAUGAGGACAAAAGAGGCCGUUCAGUGGGAGAUGGUGUUUCAGCUCGGUCAUGGUUGUAUGUGGCUGGGAAACCUGUUGUGUGCACCCGCAUGAUGGAACUGGCUGCAUUAGUAUCAUCUAUCAAUCCAACUUUGACACCAACAAUUGAUGUUCAUGAAGUGGCUCAAAUGCAACAUAGGCUUCUCUGGCUCCUGUAUGAUAGUGGUCAUUUAGAUGCAUAUCCCAUGGCUUUAGGAAAUCUGGGAGACUUGGAUGAAUAUAUGCGAAUUUCAAAUUGCUCGGAAAGUACAGAAGAUACAUUGAUAUUGGAAGAAAAUGGUAGUAGACCUUUAAGGCCGGACUCAGCAACUUUAUAUAUUCAAGCUAUUAGAUCUGCGAGAACAUAUUAUGAUGAUAGACAUGUGUAUCCUUACACAUUUCAAGGGGGCUAUUAUCACCGGCAUAAGAUGUACAAAGAAGCAUUUAAUGCAUGGGCAUGUGCUGGUGAUGUUAUAAGACAUUACAACUAUUCACGUGAUGAUGAAGAAAUAUACAAGGAAUUUGCAGAAAUUGCAAAUGAAUUAAUUCCACAACUGAUGAAAGCUGAAAGUUCAGGACAUUCAGCGAGGUCCAUUUUAAAAGAUCCAGAAUGUUUUUCAUCUUUACUAAGAUUCUAUGACGGCAUAUGCAAGUGGGAAGAGGGCAGUCAAACUCCCAUUCUACAUAUAGGUUGGGCAAAGCCUCUUGUUAGCACUAUAUCUAAAUUUGAUGCUGAAGUGAGGGCACAAGUGCAAAUCAUAUGCAGCCCAGACAGUGAGGAGCCAGAAACACCUGAAGCAAGAAAAAACAAUGAUACUGAAGACACACAUGUGCAGAAAAAUAACGAUCAAUGGAAUAAUAACUCGGAUAACAUAGAAAUGAGUGUCCGUGAACAGCUAACGGCCGCUGUAAACAGUAGACCACGUGUUACAUUGUACAGUCACAAAAUGGCUGCAUUAAAGCCUUUAUUGCUAGCUGAGAGAUUAAAUACACAUGCCUUACAGCUUCAAUUAACUGCCCAAAGUCAGCUGCAAAGGCCCCCUGCACCAACUAAGAGAAGAGAUGAUGAUGAUCAUACUCCUGCGCCAACUGCGAGAGCCAAACGCGCACGCCGAGAACGCUAAUAUAGUUUAAAGCAGGUAAAAAAUAAGCACAAUUCAUUUUCGGUUAAAAUAAUGUAUUUUCCUUAAAGUUCAUUGAUAUCUAAACAAUGUUUAGCAAAAAUGUCAAAAACAAUAUUUUGCUAAUUAUUUAGCAAGUUUUAUGUUUUUUUGUGUUAAUGACUAUGAUUACAACUGUCUGUCGAUGGUAAUAUGAGGUUUUAAUGUGACAUACUAAGAUAGUAGUAGAAAGAAAACAAAGGGACAAAAAUAACAAAAUAUUUUCUAUAUUGUUAUAUUGAAUGGACAUAGGUGGGCGAUUUUCAUUCAUGUUGUUUCCUUUGAAAGAAUUCAUAUGAAAUAAUGUGAAUAAAUAUUAACUUCACACUUUAACUAAACCUUAGUGUAGGCCAGUGCUGGACACCGGCCUCUCCUAUUUUAGGCUUUAGGAUUAGUCAAUGGCCUUAGAGUGUGACUAUAUUGUAUUGCUAAACGUAGUUAGUCUUGCAAGCAAACCAGUGGGUGCUACUGGCCAUCUCCAGCUUAAUAUAAAAUUUAGAGUGUAAAUGUAAACUUUUUAAAACAUUAUUUUUUAUAAAAUUAUUGCAACAUUAUAUCUCCCAACAUUUUACUUAGUAGUUGCGUAAUUUCCCCACUGUGAUAAAUAAUAACGUGUUUGAUUUGUAUUUUAUUUUAUUAUGAGAUAAAAACGUUUUUUAAACUAAUUACAUGGCAACAGUGCCUUAUGUUGCUGAAAAUUUACCUCCCCUAUUUCCAUGAACAAUUUAUAUAGAUUGAAGUAAUUUUUUUAAUAAUUAGUACCUAUUAUAUUUAUUAAUAUUAAUAUUUAACGAUUUACUUAGUAGUAGAAGCAUGACAAUCUAUUAGUAUUUAAAAAGUUAGGAUUAAAAAUCGCAAGUCUAUUAUUGCCAUAUAUACAAAAUUGACAAUGACUUUGUUACUUAAAUUAAUUCAAUCAUGCCCAUGUUUGAUUAAGAAUAUAAAAUAUUAGACUUUGAGGCCCCUUAAGCCCAUUACAAACGCUUAGAACUGUCAGAACUGACCGUCUGUACUGGACUUUAAUCACCCUAUAUUUACAAUAGUUUUUAUAUUCCGAGUCAAGCUAUAAGUGCCGCCUAUCAAUUAAUUUGCAUAUUGUUUAUUUUGGCCCAAACCGGUCUUUUGUUAUUCAAACUGAAAAGUUGUUAUAAUAGCAUAAGUAAAUAUGAGUGAGCUUUGCUGAAAAGUUUUGAUUUUUUUCUAAUAAUCGAUUUUUUUUUGUAACUUUUUUGCACUUGUUAUAACUUGUUCCAGUUAAAACUUGGUUGUUAAUCCCAUUAACCUAGAUGGUUAUUUGUCAUAUUUUUAUUGACUUCUUAAAUGGUGAUAGUGCUGACAUUCCGCACAUUUUCCACACUUGAAACUUAUAUUUGUAAAUUUCUGUGAUGUUAAAUAUUAUAAUAUACGCGACAAGUCUAGGUUUGUAUGAGAACAUGUUCGCAACCGCAUUGUAGUGAGAAUAAAAAAAAACUGUUUCUCAUUUUGGCUGUAUUGCGACUAUCGCAUAAGCAUUUGGGCUCAUAAAAAAUCAUAGAUUCGUGUCGCGUGUAAAUAUUGUGAAUGUACUUCAAAGGGGUUGCAAAAGACUGACGAAUGGUAAAUUAACAUUCGUUCGAUUUGGUUGUAAUGUACAAAAUGCGUUCAAAUUAAUAUAGAAAAUUGUUGUUCUUAUUAGAUACCUUUAAAUAUUUUUACUCUAUGAACUUCUUAGGUCUUAGAGACAAGUGAAAGUACUUAACUCUAGGUGUGGUGUAAUCCCACUAGCGCAUUUAAUUGUGAAACUAAGUAUUAAGAUUAAUAUUUUGUCCGCAAUUGUUAGAAGUUUCAAUAUUCCAAAGAAGUAAAAAGAAUAUUAAUAAAAAAAAGUAUAAUCAAUCAUUAACUUAUUCUGAUAUAAAUGUAUGACAUGAUGGGUGUAAGAUUAUUAGAUUUCAUGCAUUUUAAUAAUUUUUGUGAUAAGUUAGUUGUGUAGUGUUAAUUUUAAACUAUGUUUGCAUUUAUGACUUUAACACAUGUGUAAUAUGAUUACAAAUUACUAAUAUUUAUGAGCAUACAAUCGAUAUUUUAUCAAUAUUUUUUAGAGAAUCGAAAUUUUAAUGUUGUUACGUUACAACCAUCAUUGUUUUAUUUUCCGUAUAUUCUGUUACGGAUAUAUGUCCCUUAUGUGUACAAAUGAUUGAUGAUUUAAUAAUAAUGCAUUGUUUGUUAGUGUUUAACACUUGCGUAAAUUUACUGGUAUGAAGCUGGUUUAAAAAUGUAAUAUUUUAAUAAAUUUAAUAAAAUAAUUUGUUGUAUUUUAAUUUUUUUCUAUCACCUUCCUCGUAGUUCCUUUUCCACGAUCUGCGUGGUUCUACGGUGUUAAUAACAACUGAUUGUCUACAAUUGCAAAGAUACACUGUCUGUUGCUGUUGCUAAAGUAUUCAUAGUCCGUACAAACUCGUACGUGCGUAUUAUAUAAUUUUUUGCAUCAAUAUAAAGUUUUUCAUUUAUCCAGUGCAACAUUAUUGUACCAAUAGGCAUAAAACUUACUAGCUUAGUCGUGACUAGUGUCUAAUACUAUAAAGCCACUAGUCAGAACUCUCAAAAAUUGAGGAAUUGCUUGAUCCCUUGCCAAUUUUAUGGGAUGGGGGAAAUUAGUUGUACUUUGUCUAGUGGUAAUUGGUAAUCCAUAACGUCGAGCAACCACAAAAGCAUUGUAUUUGCUAUCUUCUAAAAUAACAGUGGUUGAAACAGAUUUAAUAUCUUCGAUCGAA
Messenger RNA from Papilio polytes (common Mormon), 4614 nucleotides. It is a transcript of the gene Mnn1, whose product is annotated as menin. Gene Ontology annotation, cellular component: nucleus; histone methyltransferase complex; chromatin. NCBI's taxonomy places the organism in Eukaryota, Metazoa, Arthropoda, Insecta, Lepidoptera, Papilionidae. Gene Ontology annotation, molecular function: Y-form DNA binding; transcription cis-regulatory region binding; chromatin binding. Gene Ontology annotation, biological process: regulation of transcription by RNA polymerase II; negative regulation of cell cycle; negative regulation of cell population proliferation. The record is from RefSeq and is a predicted model, not a curated record. The transcript is spliced from 5 exons. Bases 104 to 1825 code for a protein of 573 amino acids.